CGCAGCCAGUGUAGCAGACGGCAGCCCGCCUAGGCGAAGGCGAGUACGGUGGGCUUCGCGGUCAGCAUGGCGGCUGUGCACAGCGAUUUCGAACUCUGGCUCACCGACAAAUUGCGAGCCUUAAACAUUGAUCCGGACGUUUUUGGGAGCUACAUCACUGGCAUACUCGAAGGGAAUGAGACGGAGGACGAGAAGUCCGAGGCGCUCCAAGGCAUCCUCACAGAAGUUUGCGAGGAUGCGCUGUGCGACGUGAAGGACGAGAUAUUUAAUAAGUGGUCGGAAUAUAACGAGCGACCAGCCGAGGGAGACGUGCGGGUGAAUGAUGAACAAGGUAAAUACAACGUCGAAGCGAAGCUCGUGAGUCUCAUGGAGGAGCAGGCCAAAUCUGUUGUCGCUGAAAAGAAUCUAUCUGUGGAGGAACAGAAGUUGCGACAGGCCAUUCUCGCGCAGUACGGCGAAGUUUCCGACGGAGAGGAGGAUGUGGUAACAAAGCCAUCAGCAGAAUUGGUGGCCACUUCUGUGGCCUCAGGAGCAGCUCCCAAGGAGCAUUAUGUUCCAAAAUUGCUUGCGAGGAACACAAACGCCGAGAAUGUGGCCCACGCCGAGAAAGAGAAACGAGAGUUGAGCAAGCAAGAGCACGAGCGCAAGAAGGCCCAGGACAAGCUGAACCGUGAAAAGCAGAAGCAGCAGGCACAGGAGCGCAAGGACAAAGAGCGCAAACGUACCCAGAAGGGCGAGCGGCGCCGGUAGCACCGCAUGCCGACUCGCAUAUCCUCGUGACUCCCGCCUUUCCCUUGUGGAACGUGUUGAACAGACACUAGGAAUAUUUUCUCAGCACUUGCAGAAAUGUUAACGCAGGCACAGUUGGGGUAUCGCAGCUACCUGAGUGGUCGACGCGUGACAAUUGGUUCACAAACUUCCUGCAUCCUUCCUGCCUCAGGACCACAAGAGGCGGCUAUGACCUAUUGAUGAAUGUGGCUGGACUAGAGCUUACCGUUUCAGCUUGAAUAAAAGCCAGCCAUGAACGUGGUGGAUGUUCCCACACUGAAACAAAAUGCAAUGCAUUUGCCAUAAAUUGUCAAUGGAUGCACAAAGCAUUAAUCAGUUGUUUUGAAAUUGCAUGUGACGAUUGGUUCCCAACAAUCCAUAACUCUUUCUACAUGCACUCCCAAUUACCAUUGGAACCAAUGGCAGUUGAAACCUGCAAGCUCUGUUGCGGUGUUGGAGAAUUAUCUCAGUGGAGGCCAUGGAACAUGCAGAUGUCAGUGAUCGUUGCUUUCACUGGUGCACUGGGAAAUGCAUGUGUGGCACGGGUAUUAAAGUCACUGGAUACUACAUUCCCAUUGCUAAUGAUGAAAGGUGCUUGAUGCAUUAUUUCAUGCUCCAUAUUGACUCACUAUGAAUAAAGCCAGCUGUGUUCACAGAUCUGGACAUCAUGCUGAAACCGAAUGAAAUGAAUUCGCCAGUAAAAGCCAAUUGAUGGAUGCACGGAGUUUGAUCGCUAGUGAAAUCGCAUGUUGUGAUUAUAAAUGUUCUCCUCUUGAGAUUACUGUGAUGUAAGGUGCCUGUGACCCAUGCGAGUCUGGGUUUGCAUUUCUCCUCGUGCUGAUAGCAUAGCAUGUGUGUUGUUCGUUGCCCGCCUUAGCGUGCCAGCGUGCCCGAGUUUCUGCCCUAGCACCAGGAACGUGACAUAUGCCCUACGGUGCUCGUAUUAGAAAGGCGGGAAAAACCUGUAGUAAACUAUAAGUACCCUCAGGCCUCAUUGUCUUUGCCAUUGUGAUGCCUAAGCAGUUGACAGCUUGUUGCUCUUCCUUCAUAUUCAUGGGUCAACCUGAUUGAAGUACGCUCCGUUGUGACCCUAUAGUCCUUUGUCAUAGCAGCAGCAAGAACCACUGGUGAGUGUUCAGUUGAUGCAAGGGUGUGCUGUUUUCUUCUUUUGGCAGCUGUUUUGGUGGUGCAUAGUUUUCUUUUGUCAUUGACCACCUGUAUGGUUAGAAUUUAAAUGCAUUAGCAUUAUUGGCAUUGAAUUGUGGAGGCGUAUAAUUUGUGCCAGUUGUGAGGGAAUAUAUUUGAAGUGGGUGCCCUCCCCACAGCUUUGAUCUAUGGUCACCAAUGCUUGAGAUUUGACAUCUUGGCUCAGAAGAUGCAAUUCUUACUGCAUAACAAGCACAGAACACACUAUUUUGUUGUAUCACAUAACUGUUGUAAAUUAUGUGGAGUUCUUACUCUGCUUGGGCAUGAGCUGUUAGUUUUGUUGUCUCUGAUAAGGAGGUGAUGAUACACAUUUGGUUAUUGUGCAGCACUACUGUGGAACCUUCAGUUAGUUGUUUCAGAGUGCUCUUGUGCUGAUGAGUUUAAAGCUUCCACGGCGAUAAUGAGAUCAUUGUUAUAACACUCUGCUUAUGUUUCAUUAGAUGGAUUUUAGCAAACAAGCAGAUAGCCUUCUGAAAACAAACCAAAAAAGUGGUAUGGUUUGUUUAAAGAUAGCUGAAAAAAAUGGAAUAACCUAUUCAAAUUAUGUAAAUAUUUGUCUUGUUUCAAUAUAAAUUUUGAAGUUUCUAUUUCAAUACUUUUGUUUUCAUCCUACCGAAUAGCUAGAAUUCAUACAUUGAGGGCAAAAGGUCAGAAACCAGUAAAGAACGUUGAUUACAAUAUAAUCUUUUGCAGUCCGAUUAAGGUAACGACUCCUGUAAUCGCUUUUUUUUUUCUUUCUUAUGAGAGUUAGGAUCCAGAUGAAAGCUCCAGGCCACAUGGAAAUUUUGCUAUGUUAAGUGGCUUGUGACUGCAUGAAUAUGCACGCUUUUGCCAAUUUACUGGCUCACAUAUCUACAAUACCAACGAAUCAAAAAGCCCCAGCAAGUGACUAGAAAACAUCACAAGCAACUUGGUGCGAGCAACAACCCAAACGUGUUUACAGUAACAGGGACUGGUUCUAUCUGCCACGCGUUAUUGUUAUGCAAGUGAAAUGUUGCUCUACAUGACUGUUGCAGCACUGCUGGAGUGCUUCGGGUCAAUCACUCUAAGGCACCAUUAGCUAACGCAGCCCUGGGCACCUUUUCAUGCUUGCUACAAAAGUGGCAGAAAGCUGUCAUUACCAUGAGAUUAAACACUUUAAGAAAUUAAGUCGGAUGCAGCUAACACCUGAGCUGGGGAAUCGAAUCGGGCUUACUAGUGCCUCCAUACGAAAUCACUAUUGACCUGUGCGAGUAUGAGCUUUCCAAGUAAAUUACAACACCAGGUUACAGAAGCAGUUCUGCUCUUGUUUGUCUCAAACUUGAAAUCUUCCUGGUGAAAGUGUAUUGACAAAACACAUGAUCUCUUAAUGUUUUGUGUGCCCGUAGCAGUUCACAAGCCAUGGCCUAGCUUUUGUAUGUGCAAACAUACCUAUUGCAUUUACAACAGUGUUCUCAAUGGCUUUGCCUGUUUGCCACCUUUGCUCGUGCAGUGUUUACCGGCACAUUUUCUCCCUUCUCUAAACUUGUCUGCAAGUAGGUAAAGCUGUGUUUUAACCUUAUGGUUUGUGAAGUACCACUGUGCUGUAACCAGACUACUAUGUCAGUUGCCUAACCGUAGCCCUACACCACACCUUUUCUUCACCAGCUGCACCCACUGGGAAAAGUGCAUAGCAUGUGCCAGCACGUAGCAGACAUUGGCAGAAGGUCGUGUGCAGCAUGGCCUCCGAUAUAGCGCACGCACUCUUUAUCUCGGAGACCAUGCCAUGUGCGGCCUCUCUCAUUUGCCAUGUGGCGAUGUGCACGGAACACUCUGCCCAGCAGGCAUGGCAAGCAGUGGAAAAGGGUCACAUUUCUGAGGCACUCCAAAGUGGAGCUGGAAACUGACCAUGCAGUCCAGUAGGCAGCUGUAAAUAAGCAAUUAGUUUACGUGGUGAUACUGGUGGCCAUUGCCCUUAAGCAGAAACAGAUUCUUGAGACAUGAGUGGCAUGCUAAUUAUGUGCAGGUACAUUGAGAAAUUAAUGGAAUUCAUUUGGCCAGGACCAGGAGGUCUGUGUUGUGCACAAAGAAAAGCAAAAAGAGAGAAUGUGGAUGGUUUAGGCAGGUGUUACCAGCACGAGUACUUGGAACAUUUACAGCAAAGAUGGUGUCCACACUUGUGAUUUAGCCCAAACCAAAUUUUUGUAGGCUUUUCUUAAUGCUUCUACCAAGUUAUCGGCUGUACUCUUCCAAGUCAAGCCGUGACCAACAAUGAAGGAGGUCUUCAAGAAGCAAACCUUUUUUCCUAUGCAUCCUGGCAAUUCCUGUGAACUCAAAUCUUUUAUAGAGUUACACUGCUAGUCAAUACCACCUUUUCAUUUUUUUUCCCAUGUCACUCUAUGUUCUUUAUAGUAAUUUAUCCGAAGCAUUUGAUAUCUUGAAGGUUGUUCCAUGCCAUUGCUUCCACCUAUAAUGGCAGUAUUCUUUUUACAUGUUCUUGAACCAGGUUCUUGCACUUGUUCUGUAUGCCACUUUACUAUUGAAACCUGGCUCACAUGUACUUGUGUUCAUAGCAUUUUCAAGCUACUGGGCGGUAUUGACUUCUAAAUUAGCACUUUCACAAACAGCUACUGUGUACAACUUCCACAGCAUAUUUACUUUGCCACCGCUAGAAUGUCCUAAAAUACUGAACAUUCACAUGCUGUUUUGAAAUAGCUAAACAUCAGCUUUGCUCAAAAAUUCAGAGCGCCCCAGAAAGUUUUGUAUUGUGUAGAAGUGGUGGUGCAAUGGUCCGUUUUAGAUUCAUACAUGAACGUCAUUGUGGAAGAUUCGGAAUGUACUGUUUUCAUAUUACCUUCAUCCAGUCAUCUUGGGCUUGCUUUAUUGGCUUUAUUUAGUUGUUAUACAGUGAUAUAGUCCAGAGACAUUAUAUGCAGUACAUCAGUUAUAUACUCAAGGUGUUCACUUGCACAUUUAAUAUGCAGCUGGUGCUUUACAAUGAAAUGUUAAAAUUCUGAAAUAUUCAUUUGUAUAAUUUUCAUACUUUUUUUUUUUGGCCAUUUGGUGGCUGUACUUGGGCCAUACUCAGAAUUGAACUUUUUGGGACGUCACUUUCAAUGCAUGCUGAUUGGCGAAGCCGGCAGUUAGAAUUCCAGUCAAUCCAGUAGAGGGUAGGAUAGGACACAAUGCUGCAUAAAAAAAAAUAAUCAGAAGUAAUCACUUGACAACAUGGCUCCUGCACAUACUCAAGGCUCCUUAAUGUAUUGUAAGGUGGUUCAAGAUGGGGCUAAAUCUUUUCGUGCGUAUUAGAACGAUUGUUCUCGCUGCAGCAAUCUAGUAAACGUACUGAGUGAACUUGGUAGGCUGCAAAGGGAAAUGGCCAUUGUAGUAUUUAGCGUACAGCCAUUAUAUGCGAAGCCUUGUCUGCUGUUGUGGAAAGGAGCAUCCUCCAUGUAUAAUCACUUGCAUGGGAGCAUAGUGUAGCAAAGCACCUGUAGUCUCUGAUGUGCUGCCAGUGUAACUUCUUUGUAACCUUAACACUACCUGCUGGGGGAUGUGCGACUAUGGUACUUAAAGGGUUAUUAAUGAACACACCAAGCCAAUGUAUAAUGUGCACUGCCAACUGCUUUCUCGCAGCACACUCAAAGAAUCUCUCGGUAUACUGUCCAUGUCUUUAUAUUGGCUCUUAAUAUGCACAACGUCAAUAUAGACUGUGUCUUGUUCAGGGAGCACACCGUUAUAUUGCAGUGAGUAGAAAGUUAGGAACCCAAUGUUCAAAAAUUGGAACAAGGCUGUGGCUAAGAUUUCUUUUGGAACUGGCUUAUUUUUGUUCAGUGCUGCUAGAGAUGGCUGUUGCUUGCACUUUUUUUUUUCAUUUUGUCAAUCUUGCUUCAGUGAAGCAGCAAGAGUUUCACCUGUAAAUCAGAGACUGAUUGCUUUCAAUGGGAAGCUCAAGUUCCAAUGGCAGUUAGAAGAAAUCCGCUUCUGACAAUAAUUGUGGUUCUGUUUCAUUAUAAACUGCUUUAUUUUUUUAAACUUUACAAUUCAUGCUACCAUUUAACAAAACUUGUUGCUGAGCUAGUUGGUUCAUGACUUAAAAACAAAGAUUACGGCACUAAGCAGACGAGGACGAAGUGAGACACAGAGCUUGUAUAUGUUGUUUAUGUCCCACUUUGUCCUUGUCUGCUUAGUGCCGUAACCUUUCUUUUUACGUCAUGCUAUCAGUUAUGUGCGAGAAGAGUGUCCACAAUUGUACAUUUGUUUGGGUAGUGUGUGACGAGAUGCAGUGGCUUUACCUGUAAAUCCGAGGCAUUGCGUUGCACUAAAAUGUGAUAGCCCUCUUGAGAGAGGCAUUUCUGUACUAUAAGCUUGAUGUUGGCACUUUGCUGCCUGCUCUGUUGUGCUGCAUGUCAUUUGCCCCUGGUUUAAUAAAUGUUACUGGAAGUCGUG
Messenger RNA from Dermacentor andersoni, 6381 nucleotides. RefSeq names its product coiled-coil domain-containing protein 43. The record is from RefSeq and is a predicted model, not a curated record. NCBI's taxonomy places the organism in Eukaryota, Metazoa, Arthropoda, Arachnida, Ixodida, Ixodidae.